Messenger RNA from Cladocopium goreaui, 1280 nucleotides. The record is from the annotation of a GenBank genome assembly. Lineage: Eukaryota; Dinophyceae; Suessiales; Symbiodiniaceae.
AGCCAAGUUGGCUCGAUGUGUUCUUCUGACGUAUACAGAACAGAUUCUGCCUUCGGGCUUCCAUUUGAGGUACAACCUGCUUGCCAAUGAAGACCUUGGCCCUACUUGCCAGUGGCCAGCUGGCGGCGGCCUUUCAUGCCGAGGUCAGGGCAGAUGGCAGCAUUGACAGGCUCCUGCGAGCAGAUGACCAUGGGAGCCAUCUAAGGCAAUCGCUUGAGGAUCGAGAGGCAUUCAAGGAAGCUGAUCCAGACAGCGUGGAAUGUGCCAGAGAGGCUGGCAAUUGCACCUGUGAUGGAGUGGUCCUGUACGGCCGUGAAGGUUCCUGGCAACAGCUCAGAGUUGAAAGUUCAGUGCUGUGCACUGCCUCCCUGUUUGAUUCAACGCCCGCACCAGCCGGGCAGAGCAAUCUUUGUCGCUGCUUCCCCCUGACUUGGUGUCAGAAGAACAACGUGGAUGACUUUCGCUUGGACACUGCUCACAGGCGCAGGAACCUGCUGGGAACUGCUGGGAUCAACCUACAUCAACGGCGACGAUGGUGUGGCUGGGGACCCCGCGACUGCAGCUGGAGCGAUUGGAGCAGCUGGAGUGAAUCUGGCAGCAGUGAGCGAAAGCGGCACAAAGAAACCAUGGCUGAGAAUGGUGGAAAGUGUCAAGACUUGCCCAGUUCAGAGACUAAAAAGUGCAACUGGAGCGGUUGCCAACAUCAGGAAGCAGAGAAGGGAGUCACUCACAUACUCUCAGCCGACAAAGUGCUGAAUGAGACACAGGCUCAGGCGCGCAUCACUGCGGUGCUUCAGCGGCUGCAGACCUUGGGCUCCACCGAGGCCUCGGUGAAAGUGAAAGCGAGGGCAACGGCCAUGGCUCAGAAGAGGAUCCUGACACCGUUGAAUUUAGCAAAGAUGGCCGCACAAGAACUGGUGGAUGCCAUGCCGCAAACGCCCAAGGAGGCCUUGCAGUCCGGCACCGUCUCCGUUGCGGAAGUUGCCCUGGAUGGCACGGUGGAUGCGGCCCAACAUGCGCAGCAGAUCGCCGAAGACCUGGGGUUGGGUGAUGGAGAGGUGACAAUUUUCGAGAGGACCACUACAGUGAACCCCAUGAGUCAGGCGCAUAGCACCUGAGGCGCUUUGCCAGGAAUUCCAAUGUGGUCCAGUUGGCAUUUCCCCAUUUUCAAAGGAUCAGACGCCAACUUCGGUGGUUGAAUGCGGAAAGAACCCUCUAAAACGUGAUUUGUAUUGUCAAGACUGUCCGGUCUGACAGCAUGUCGGUGGCAAGUGGGAAAA